GGCAGAUGGGGGCAGAGGGGAGAAGGCUGGAGAGAAGGAGACCGAGAGGGGGCUGUGAGGAGACAUUUUUUUUCAUUUGUUCCCUUUGUCUUUGGUCAGAAAAAUACACGAACGUCUGAAACCCAGGAAUACGUGUGUAGUUGCGUCUUCUGACCGAGUCGGGUGGGAAGGAAAGAAGAGGAGGAAAAGAAGAAGAAGAAGAUAAUAAUAAUAAAUCAUGGAUAAGAACGAGCUGGUGCAAAAGGCGAAGCUGGCCGAGCAGGCCGAGCGCUACGAUGACAUGGCGGCCUCCAUGAAGGCGGUGACCGAGCAAGGCCUGGAGCUGUCCAACGAGGAGAGGAACCUGCUGUCGGUGGCCUACAAGAACGUGGUGGGCGCCCGGCGCUCCUCCUGGAGGGUCAUCUCCAGCAUCGAGCAGAAGACCGAGGGCAGCGAGAAGAAGCAGCAGAUGGCCCGCGAAUACCGGGAGAAGAUCGAGGCCGAGCUGAGGGACAUCUGCAAUGAUGUGCUGGGACUUCUGGACAAAUACUUGAUAGCCAAUGCUACUAGUGCAGAAAGCAAAGUUUUCUACUUGAAAAUGAAGGGAGAUUACUAUCGUUAUUUAGCUGAGGUGGCAGCUGGAGAGGACAAGAAAGCUACAGUUGAGCACUCGCAACAGGCGUACCAGGAGGCAUUUGAGAUCAGUAAGAAAGAGAUGCAACCAACACACCCGAUCCGCCUGGGACUGGCCCUUAUUUCCGUCUUUUAUUAUGAAAUCCUUAACUCCCCGGAGCAGGCUUGUGCUCUCGCAAAGACUGCUUUUGAUGAAGCAAUUGCAGAGCUUGAUACGCUGAACGAAGAUUCCUAUAAAGACAGCACAUUAAUAAUGCAAUUAUUGCGAGACAACUUGACAUUGUGGACUUCAGACAACCAAGGAGAAGAAGCUGAUGCGGGUGAAGGAGGAGAGAACUAAACGUCCACCGACCGCCUCGUUCUGUCUGCUUCAUUCCUGUAUCUUCACCAUCAAGACUAUUUGUAAUCUGCUGUCCCACUAGUUUCUAUUUUAGGUCUUUGAAAAGCUUCUGUCACUUCUGUUGAGUCUCUGUGUUUCCCAUGUGGUUUGUGUUUGAUAGUAGGGGAGAGGAGCCAAUUCAUAUUGGGAACUCUUGUUUGUACUGUACCUUCCAGGUGGCCAAUGUAAAUUCAGGGUGGAAUUUUUAUACAGGUUUUAAAUGUUUGGUUAGUACUCCUUGUAGCUUUGGCUUACCACAAGGCUAAUGUCAAACACUUGUACUAACAAAAAGGAAUGCCCCAUAAAUUUAGCAUACAUUAAUGGCAUAGAUUCAAAGUGAAUCGUGCAAUUCCCUAGAGCUCUAAAUUGUUGAUCGAAUGCGCACCAUCCAUUACAUUUCUCAGGAUUUUUUGGGGGGGGUGAGGGCAGAGGAGGAUUAACAUUCCAUGAAUUGCAAGGUUCACCAUUGCUCACGUUUUCAUUUUGCUACACAAAUGACAUCUGGACAUUUUAUUUGUAUUUAAAAGAAAUUAUUGUCGAUGUAAGAACAAAUGUACAAGCAGACAUGCAGUAAAAUUAAAACGCUUGAUAACUUUGAUAAUGUACGUUUAAAAGGUGAAGACCUUCUCAUGUGUCAUCUGGAAACGACUUUUGUUUUUUUUGGCUUUGUGCUCUUGAUAAUUGCCUAACACGCAUGUGGCUGUGAAAUAGUUAAUGGGGAAGUAAUGAGAUAUAUUGCUGUAUGGCUAGCUGCAUUCAUGUCUUCUGGACUUUUCAUAAGGACACAAGCAUAAUUGUUAUCAAGAAAAAAAUGUGUAAAGUUGAUGUAAGUGGAAUAAAAUGUUUUAUGAAUGGAUUUUUUUUAAACUUCAAUUUGACUUCCUAAAAAAUUGUAUGCUGAUGUAUGUCUACCUUGUGUCUGAAGUGAAAUGGAGAUCCAGAGCUAGUCUAGAUGUAUGUGAUUGGAAACUCUGGAAGGUGUCUGAUCAGCAAUGAAGGAGUCAUUGCUUUUCAGAUUAAUGUCAAUCUACAGUGGUCGUCUGAUCACAGGUCUCGUUAACCUAUUCCUGUGACUGUUGGGCAAAAUGGGGCUUAAUUUCCAUGUUAGUUGUAAAUAGUACAUUGUCAGAAUUCACUAUUUGAAUCACUUUAGUGUUAAACAAAAGUGAGACUAAAUAUUAUGCAUUACCUUCAACAAAAAGACCCUUGAAGUGAAAUCCUUUGCAUUCAGUGGACAUUUUAUUAUUAGCUUUAUAGUGGAAUUUCCCCCAGUGUCCUGGUUAAAUACAGUUAAGUAGCUGGUAGUGGCCUGUAAUGGCAACUCCAAUGUUAUGAGAAAUGGUUAUCCUCGGAAAUGUUAGUAUCUUAGUUAUUCACUUAUUCAUUAUUAUUGAUAGAACCCAUGCAGAAAUGAUAAUUGACAGAAUAAAUGUAUGGAUCACGAGCAAAAUCAAAGACCAAAAAUGACAAAUUACAACAGUUGAGGUAGUGAAGAAAUUACUAGUUACUGGAAAAACAAAAUGCUUUAAAGGGGUUUGAGAACUGUGGUAUGGACCAACAGUUGUGCUACAUUGACAGCAAAAUCUGUACUGUCUUGUCAUUGGGAGAAUAAAUGAAUAAAAAAGCAAGAAUAAAUGUACCAAAAGCAAAAUUAAAAUCUGGAAUAGUAUGAAGAACAGAAACAAUUAGUUUCCAAAUUGUGUUGUGUUCUUGUGUGUGCAUGCUGUCUUUACAUCCCUCUCUUCCUUUCCUCCUACCCUGGAAAAAAAUCAGGCCUAGGGGUACAAGUGACUGAUAUUCUGAUAACAAAUCGCAUUUCCUCAAUUUUAGCAGCAUUGGUGGGAAAAUAUGGAAAUCUUGACGUUUCCACUAAAUACUGUUGAACCUCAAAUAUUCUCUGUUGACCGUUCGCAAGACUCAGUAGGG
Messenger RNA from Callorhinchus milii (elephant shark), 2917 nucleotides. Its product is annotated as 14-3-3 protein zeta. Gene Ontology annotation, biological process: signal transduction. Gene Ontology annotation, cellular component: cytoplasm. The record is from RefSeq and is a predicted model, not a curated record. Lineage: Eukaryota; Metazoa; Chordata; Chondrichthyes; Chimaeriformes; Callorhinchidae.